Molecule: messenger RNA, 1210 nt
Organism: Limulus polyphemus (Atlantic horseshoe crab)
Lineage: Eukaryota; Metazoa; Arthropoda; Merostomata; Xiphosura; Limulidae
Product: alpha-amylase 1-like
Exons: 4
Biological process (GO): carbohydrate metabolic process
Molecular function (GO): alpha-amylase activity; cation binding
Source: RefSeq, a predicted model, not a curated record
UCACAGGAUUUACGUAGAUGCAGUGAUCAACCAUAUGACUGGAAAUAUUGGCGCUGGUCAUGGAACUGGAGGAAGCUACUUCGACCCUAUUGCUCUUAGGUAUGAUGGAGUUCCUUAUAGUCAUUUGGACUUCAAUACUAACAAGUGUGGGACUCCUAGUGGAAGUAUCGAGAACUAUGGUGAUGCCCAUCAAGUACGAAACUGUAGAUUAAGUGGCCUUAAUGACCUGGAUCUCGGUAAAGAUUACGUACGUGGAAAAAUCGUAGAGUAUUUAAACCAUUUAAUUGAUAUUGGUGUCGCUGGAUUCAGAGUGGACGCUGCUAAACACAUGUGGCCUGGAGAUUUGAAAGCCGUAUUUGAAAACCUUCACGAUCUUUCAACAAAAUGGUUCAAACCUGGGACUAGGCCGUUUAUUUUCAUGGAAGUCAUUGAUCUCGGGGUAGAAGCGAUCGGUAUGAGAGAAUAUAUUCACUUAGGCCGAGUGACGGAGUUUAGAUACAGCUACAAACUUGGAAAUGUAAUACGGAAAAGUGGACACGAACAAAUGCAGUAUUUGAAAACUUUUGGUCAAGGUUGGGGGUUCGUUCACGAGUAUGACGCCCUCGUGUUUAUCGACAACCACGACAACCAGAGAGGCCAUGGAGCUGGUGGGCUUGACGUCAUCUUAACCCACUUUCAGCCUCGGAUGUACAAGAUGGCCACUGCCUUCAUGCUAGCAUGGCCUUAUGGAUUUCCUCGAAUUAUGAGCAGUUACAAUUGGCCACGUCACAUUGAAUGGGGCAAAGAUAAAAAUGAUUGGAUUGGUCCACCCCACGACGACGACUACAAAACGCUACCUGUGAUUAGAAAUUCUGAUCUGACAUGCGGAAAUGGAUGGGUUUGUGAACACAGAUGGCGUCAAAUUUACCAUAUGGUAAGGUUCAGGAACGUGGUUGGAGCCAGUCAAGUGGAAAACUGGUGGGAUAACGGUGGAAAUCAGAUCGCUUUCAGUCGAGGCAAUCGUGGCUUCGUCGCCAUCAAUAAUGAGAAUUUCCCACUCAAUAAACGUUUGCAAACCGGCCUAGAAGCUGGAAGUUACUGUGACGUUAUUUCUGGAAACAGGAAAGACGACACUUGUACUGGUCAUCUUAUUGAAGUUGACGAAUUAGGAUAUAGCCAGAUUUUUAUAGACAAUAAGUUGGAAGAUCCAGUCUUAGCAAUUCAUCUAGAG